CCUCCAUGCUUCAUUUGUAAUAUAUAGAUAGAUAGAGAGAUAGAGAUAUAGAAUAUACAAGCUUACACUUCCAAAACUCUUGUGCUCUUUUUGUGCCACUUUUUUAAGCUUACUUCCGUUUACGAAAUUGCUGCCAUUUUGUCGAGUUUGGCAUCCGAGGGAAGGCCGACUAGCAAUAUUGACUUUGGGGGAAUCAAGUGAGCUAGGCCGCACGUGGGCAAAGUUUGGGGAUAAAACAAAACUCACGUGACAGUUGGUAUCAGAGCCAAGUUCGUAUCUAAGCCCAGUUGGUAUUAGAGCACGGUUGAGUUCUUUGGGGAAUUCUUGCUCAACAUUAUGGCCAAAGUUGGUGAGCAAUCCACUUCUACCACUCCUCCCACUCCAAGGGAAGGAGGAAAGGAAAGCAGAAAGGGCCGUAGGGAUAAGUCCCGCGACGUGAUUGGCGCGACGGAGGAAAGGCUAAUCAAGGUGGAGACUGCCAUGUCCAAUUGGUGUGAUAAAAUCAAAGACAUGGACCUUCGCAUCGAGAAGCUAGAGUCCAAGGAGGACGAUGGGGAUCUUCGAGAGGAGAUGCAAGGUGCCUUAAAUGUUCUCGCCAAUAAUUUAGCAAGGGAAAAUGAGGCUCUUAAGAAGUUGCUUGCCCAAUGCUUGGAGAAGGUCGAUAAGCUCGAGGUGGAGCUUAACUUGUGCAAGGCCGCGUUAGCGAAUAGUGAGGGAGCGCAAGUAACAAUGAUGCACAAAGUCGAUGCUCCUAAACCAAAGGCCUACGGUGGGGCUAGGAGUGCAAGGGAGAUCGACAACUUCUUAUGGAGCUUGGAGAGAUACUUCGAUGCAGUGGGCAUAGUGGACGGCGCCACUAAGGUAAAGUCUGUAUCUCUCUACUUAAGCGAUAUUGCUACCAUAUGGUGGAGACACAGGUGCGAGGAUGUGAAAAAAGGCCUUUGCACCAUUAAUACAUGGGAUAAUUUUGUGCGGGAACUUAAGAAGCAAUUCUAUCCCGACAAUGCCGAGAAAGAGGCAAGGUCAAAGCUUCGACGACUCCAACAUAGAGAUGGCUACAUUCGGGAAUAUGUGAAAGAAUUCUCCGAAUUGAUGUUGGCGAUUCCCGACUUGGGAGAGAAAGAAGCAUUCCAUGCAUUCAUCGAUUGUUUGUCUCGAUGGGCUCAAUUAGAGCUAGAGAGGCGAGGUGUGCAAGACCUUGCCACCGCGAUAGCGGUUGCCAAGUCCUUAAUAGAGUUGAAGAAGAAGGACUCAUUCAAGCCAAAGGUAAAGAAGUACGAAGAAAGUGACAAAGGUGGUGGAGAUAGAAGAAAAUAUUCUACCAAGGAUGGCAAGGCUUCGUACAAGGAUAAAGGCAAGUGGAAGAAGGAAGAUAAGCGUAGCUCUUCUCCGAAAAAGCUUACUUGCUUCAUCUGCGACGGAUCUCAUCGUGCUUACGAGUGUCUAAAGCGUGGGAAGUUUGGAGCGUUAGUAAUCACUGAAGAGGAGAAACAAGAAGAAGAACGAAGAAGUGCUUCCCUUUGACUCAUCAAUGCCAUCCAAGCUAAAGUAGAGCAGAAGCCUCAUGGUCGAAUGUACGUGGAGAUUAACAUCGGAGGCAAAAGCAUCCAAGGGUGUACAUGGCAAAGGAGGUGGCCGACUCUAUAGGCCGCCUUAUAAAAAGGAAAAGGGCUUCAUCAAGGGUGUGAAUGCUAAGAGGCUACCUAUCAUUAGCAUAGCGAGAGGGACCAACAUUCGAAUAGGCCAAUGGCAAGGUAAGGUCGAUAUCACCAUUGCUCCUAUUGAUGAUCAACGAUUCUAUCUUGGCAUGGACUUUCUCGACAUGGUGAAGUCGUUCUUAGUUCCUUACGCCAACACCAUGUGCAUAAUGGAGAAUGGCCAACCUUGUGUGGUGCCGAUAAAGAGGGAGCUAAGCCAAGAUAUGAUGGUAUCGACAAUCCAACUCUUUCAAGGGGUAAAAAGGAAGGAGCCAACCUUCCUAGCAAUCCUCAAGGUGGAAGAAGGUCCUCAUGUUGAUGGUGGCACACUUCCAAGCCUUAUCCAAGGCGUGCUUAACGAGUUUAAAGAUGUUAUGCCGCCCGAGUUGCCGAAGAAGCUUCCUCCACGACGAGAGGUGGACCACGAGAUCGAGUUAGAACUGGGAGCCAAACCACCCGCCUUUGCACCCUAUCGAAUGACGCCUCCGGAGCUAGAGGAACUAAGGAGGCAACUCAAGGAGCUACUUGAUACAGGCUACAUAAGGCUAUCCAAAGCUCCAUAUGGUGCGCCAGUCUUGUUUCAGAAGAAGCACAACGGUUCUCUUCGGUUAUGCAUAGACUACCGUCCGCUAAACAAGAUCACAAUUAAGAAUAAGUACCCCAUUCCUAACAUUGCCGAUAUCUUCGAUCAACUUGGUGGUGCCAAGUGAUUUACCAAGUUGGAUUUGCGGCCUGGGUACUAUCAAGUACGCAUUUCUGAGGGACAUGAGCCAAAGACAGCAUGCGUGACGAGAUAUGGAUCAUACGAGUUCCUUGUCAUGCCCUUUGACCUCACAAAUGCACCGACUACAUUCUGUACACUUAUGAACAAGUGUUCAAAGCCUUGCGAGAUAAUGAACUCUACGUCAAGAAGGAGAAAUGUUCCUUUGCCCAAAGAGAGGUGGCAUUCCUUGGGCAUAUCGCUGGCGAUGGAAAGUUAAGGAUGAAUGGUUCAAAGGUGAAGGCAAUCCAAGA
Ricinus communis (castor bean) is the source of this 2711-nucleotide messenger RNA. RefSeq lists its product as uncharacterized. The record is from RefSeq and is a predicted model, not a curated record. Bases 337 to 1524 code for a protein of 395 amino acids. Lineage: Eukaryota; Viridiplantae; Streptophyta; Magnoliopsida; Malpighiales; Euphorbiaceae. The transcript is spliced from 2 exons.